Colletotrichum lupini is the source of this 2190-nucleotide messenger RNA. Its product is annotated as glycosyl hydrolase family 92. NCBI's taxonomy places the organism in Eukaryota, Fungi, Ascomycota, Sordariomycetes, Glomerellales, Glomerellaceae. Gene Ontology annotation, molecular function: carbohydrate binding; peptide-N4-(N-acetyl-beta-glucosaminyl)asparagine amidase activity. The record is from RefSeq and is a predicted model, not a curated record. The coding region runs from base 1 to 2190 and encodes 729 amino acids. Gene Ontology annotation, biological process: protein deglycosylation; carbohydrate metabolic process; protein quality control for misfolded or incompletely synthesized proteins. The transcript has 3 exons. Gene Ontology annotation, cellular component: cytosol; nucleus.
AUGCGCUUCCUCGUACCGCUCAUUGCCUUCGUAGUGGCGGGAUGUUGCCAAUCGUUUGAUCCAUUAGCCUUUGUUGACCCUUUAAUCGGUUCCCAACGCGGCGGGAACGUAUUCGCCGGUGCGACACUACCAUACGGCCUCGCCAAGGCCGUAGCCGAUGUCGACGGGGAAAAGACUGGAGGUUAUUCGACCGACGGGAGCAACAUCACCGGCUUCAGUAUCGUCCACGACAGCGGCACCGGCGGAAACCCCAGCCUGGGCAACUUCCCGCUCUUCCCUCAGCUCUGCCCCGGCGACGAGCUUAACAACUGUAGAUUCCGCAUCGGGGACCGGGCGACGCAGCAUGAAGCGAACAAGACCGUCGCCGAGCCGGGCUACUUCUCCGUCGAGCUGUCGUCCGGCGUGAAGGCGGACAUGACGGUAUCUGAGCACGCGGCGCUCAUGCGGUUCAAGUUCCCGAGCGGCGGAAGCGAGCAUCCGCUCGUGCUGUUGGACUUGACAGAUCUUUGGGCGAGCAGGCAAAACGCGUCGAUCAAGGUCGACACGCCCACAGGGCGAAUGUUUGGAAACGGGACAUUCCUGCCUAGCUUCGGUGCUGGGUCGUACGUGCUUCACUACUGCGUCGACUUCUUUGGCGCCCAGGUCUUUGAUACUGGGGUAUGGGUCAAUAACAGAGCCGGUAACGAGCCCAAGGAGCUGUUCAUCACGAGAGGCUUCAACCUGUUUGACCUCGAGGGCGGCGGCUUCGUGCGCUUCAAAGAGCUGACCAACGACACUGUCACUGCCAGAGUGGGAGUCUCGUUCAAGAGCAGUGAUCAGGCAUGUCGCAACGCAGAGAAGGAGAUUCCGGAUCCGCUGAACAACUUUGAUUCGCUGGUGAAGACAGCAAAGGACGCUUGGAGAGAGAAACUGAGCCCCGUUUCAGUCAAGGCAGCUGGCGCAACGGAAGACUUGCAAAAGAGUUUCUGGAGCGGCUUAUACCCUCAAGCGCAAAUGAUAAACUCCAUGCUCGACAUCUACAAGCACGAAGGCUGGCUGCCAGACUGUCGCAUGUCUCUCUGCAAAGGCUGGACUCAAGGAGGCUCCAACGCCGAUGUCGUAAUCGUCGACUCCUACGUCAAAAACCUAACCUCGAUAGACUGGAAGGUGGCUCUCGCGGCCAUAACGAAAGAUGCCGAGGACGAACCCCUGGAGUGGUCUUAUGAGGGACGCGGCGGCCUCACAAGCUGGAAGACCCUCAACUACAUCCCAUAUCUAGACUUUGACCCAGUUGGGUUUGGCACAAACUCAAGAAGCAUCACGAGGACUUUGGAAUACUCUUACAACGACUACUGCCUUGCAACCCUAGCUCAGGGGCUAGGGGAGGGUCAGUCACACGACAAAUACAUUGCAAGAAGUAUGAACUGGCAGAAUCUGUGGAAAGAGGACCAAAGGUCUUUGAUCAAUGGCACCGACACUGGAUUCUCUGGCUUCUUCCAGCCCAAGUACAUGAAUGGAACAUGGGGCUUCCAAGAUCCCAUAGCUUGCUCGAAUCUCGCCGGGUUCUGCUCCCUGACGACAAAUCCGAGCGAAACGUUCGAGGCGAGCAUCUGGCAGUAUCAAUUCAUCGUUCCCCACUCCACAUCAACCCUCAUCGAUCUCAUGGGCGGCGAUGACGCCUUCGUGUCCCGCCUCAAUUACUUCCACGCGUCGCCACUAGCCGACAUCUCCAAUGAGCCCGUAUUCCUGACCGUCUAUCUCUACCACUACGCCGGUCGGCCAGGCCUCUCAGCGGAACGCAUCCACAAAUAUAUCCCCUCGGCCUUCAACUCUUCGCGUGGCGGGUUGCCGGGUAAUGACGACUCGGGCGCCAUGGGGGCUUUUCUUGCCUUCUCCGUCAUGGGCCUAUUCCCAGUCGCGGGGCAAAAUGUGUAUCUCAUCACGCCGCCGUUCUUUGAGGAAGUUAGUGUCAAAAAUCCGGUGACGGGAGGGAAUGCCACUAUCAAAUGUGUCGGGUUUGACGCUGCGUACAAGAACAUCUACGUGCAGAGUGCCAAGCUGGACGAGGAGGCGUAUACCAAGAGUUGGAUCGGACAUGAAUUCUUCAGUCAGGGCAAGACAUUAGAGUUGACGCUGGGAGACAAGGAGUCCGACUGGGGGAAGAGUAAAGAGGCAAGGCCGCCGAGUUAUGUGGCUGUAUCGAAGACGUGA